This is a messenger RNA of Tetrahymena thermophila SB210, 1200 nucleotides long. RefSeq lists its product as hypothetical. The record is from RefSeq and is a predicted model, not a curated record. The transcript has 2 exons. Lineage: Eukaryota; Ciliophora; Oligohymenophorea; Hymenostomatida; Tetrahymenidae.
AGUUAUUAAAACAAAUUAAAAUAUAAGAAAGAAAAGUUGAUUUAGAUGUAAAAAAAGAAUCUAGCUCUUAAUGAGCAAAGUAGCUAGUUUAUGAAAAGGCUUAAGUAUAUAAAUAUGAUAAAUCAACCUAAGUAAGAAUAUUUUAAUGUAGUCUUAUCAAAAAUUAGCUUAGUCAAAAAUGCUUUACAGAGUGAAUAAUAAAACAAUAUAAAUUAAUAGAUUUAAUAAAAUACUCAAAUAAAAUAGUAAAAUCCGCAACAAAUAUAUUAAAAAUAAUAAAUUCAAGCAUAAAAUAAGAUGAUUCCUGAGUUAAAUUUCCAAUAGGAAGUAAAUAUUUUUAACGAAAAAGCCAACAGAGAUAAAAAAUAUUUAUUUCCUAUCGAAACUUAGCAGAACAAUUAAGUUUAUUAGAAUAACUAUUAAAGUAUAAAAAAAUAGAAUUUAUUUGAAAAUUAUGAGUCUUCUCCUCGUAAGAUUUAGUAAAUGGAAUUUAAUUCUAAUGUGUUUCAACAGGAUUUGAAUAAAGAAGAUAGCUUUGACUAAAUUAAUGCUGGUUACAUAGAAUUUAAUUAAAAUUAAAACUUAGAUUUGAGACCACGAAAUUUAGCUGACUAAUUUAUGAGACAUUCUAAAUUAGAAUAAGUGAAAAAACCUGAACAUAUAUAGCUUUAGAAAGAGAUACUUGAAAACAAAGAUCAAAAAUUAUUAUAAAAUUAAAAUAAGAAAAUAAAAUAGUAUGUUAAAACUUAGCAAGAAUAGCUAGAAGAUAUCUAAAAUAACUAGUAGACUCUACCAUAAAAUUAAUAAAUAUAAAAUGGAUAAAAUUUAUUUAAAAAUAUAGUUCGAUAAGAAGGUAGUUAAUAAAAUAUAAAGUAAAAUAUAAUACAGUAAUAAAACAAGGAACAACAAAAAUAUAUAUAAAAUAAUUAUAAAAAUUUGUGGAAUGAUUUAGAAAUAGAGAUAUUAACUGAAAUUCUAGGCUAUUUAAAAAUAGACACAGCUUAAGUUGAUCAAUUCUUUUAGAAUUUGACAGAAGAUUAUAAUAGAAAAGCUAAAUAAAAAGGCCUUUUAUAAAGAAGUCAUAAGGAAAUAUUUGAAAAGAUUAAACAUGAUUCUUUUUUAAUUUAUAAACAUGAAAAAUAAAAAGAAAAAAAGACAUACAAACAUUUAAUUGAAAAAUCAUUGACAAGUUUUAUCUGA